GUAAAAAAAAAAAAGAAACCCAAAUAGAACAGGGAAAUUUUCAAUUAUUUUUAGGGGAUUUCCCUCACUUAUAACCCCUUUAUUUCUUUAAACAAUUUAAAAAUUGGUUAGCAUUUUCUUUUGGGGAAGUCGUCGGAUUUUGCUUUCUGUUUAGUUAGCAGAAAUCGAAGAAUAGAAAACGGAUUUAUUCAGUUGUGUGUUUGCGUCACUUCUUCCAAAAUUGCUUUCUGCUUUGGGUGUCUGUCUCACUGGGGGCUCUAACUAAGCAUACCAACGACAAGUGAAGAUGAAUGCCCCAAUUAUUGAUCCAUUGCAAGGAGAUUUUCCAGAGGUGAUAGAAGAAUAUUUGGAGCAUGGGGCUAUGAAGUGCAUUGCCUUUAAUCGCCGUGGCACCCUUCUCGCCGCUGGAUGCUCUGAUGGAAGUUGUGUUAUCUGGGAUUUUGAGACCAGGGGCAUUGCCAAGGAGCUUAGAGAUAAAGACUGUGCUGCUGCUAUAACAAGCGUCUGCUGGUCGAAAUAUGGCCAUCAAAUUCUUGUGUCUGCUGCUGACAAGUCAUUAACACUUUGGGAUGUUGCUAGUGGCGAGAAGAUUACACGUAUCAUUCUGCAACAAACCCCUCUACAAGCUCGUCUGCAUCCUGGUUCUUCAAUGCCAUCUGUUUGCUUAGCUUGCCCCCUAUCAUCUGCUCCAAUGAUUGUUGACUUAAGUACUGGAAGAACAACUGCACUCCCAGUCACUGUUCCUGAUACGGGCAAUGGUGUUGCUCCUCCUUCACGCAACAAGUUCCCUGAUGGAACCCCUUUCACACUAACUGCUGCAUGCUUUAACAAGAAUGGGGAUCUGGUAUAUGUGGGGAACUCCAAAGGUGAAAUACUUAUAAUAGAUCACAAACACAUUAAAAUGCUUGCUAUGAUUCCCAUUUCUGGUGGUGCUGUGAUCAAGAACAUUGUUUUCAGCAGAAAUGGGCAGUAUCUCCUUACAAAUUCAAAUGAUCGAAUUAUCAGGAUUUAUGAAAAUCUUCUGCCUUUGAAAGAUGGACUUGGAGCUUUUGAUGACAUUAACAAGACCAUCGAAGAGGAGGAUACUGUUGAGAAGAUGAAGGCUGUUGGGUCCAAAUGCUUAGUUCUUUUUCGGGAGUUCCAAGAUUUAAUCACUAAGAUGCAUUGGAAAGCACCUUGUUUCAGUGGUGAUGGUGAGUGGGUAAUAGCCGCUUCUGCUAGCAAAGGAGAGCACAAGAUCUACAUAUGGGAUAGGGCUGGUCAUCUUGUUAAAAUACUUGAAGGUCCAAAGGAAGCAGUGUUCGAUUUAGCGUGGCAUCCUGUUCACCCUAUUAUUGUAUCUGUUUCCUUGACUGGCUUGGUUUAUAUUUGGGCUAAAGACUACACUGAAAACUGGAGUGCAUUUGCUCCUGAUUUCAAAGAGCUUGAGGAAAAUGAGGAGUAUGUAGAACGAGAAGAUGAAUUUGAUCUGGUGCCUGAAACUGAAAAGGUGAAAGAGUCAGAUGUAAAUGAAGAUGAUGAAGUUGAUAUUGUGACAGUGGAGAAUGAUCCUUUCAGUGAUUCAGAUAUGUCGCAAGAAGAAUUAUGCUUCUUGCCUGCCAUUCCUUGUCCAGAUGUUCCUGAGCAGCAAGACAAGUGUGUGGGAAGUUCUUCAAAAUUGAUUGAUGGUAAUCAUUCUGGAUCCCCUCUCUCGGAAGAGAAUGGACAGAAUGGACCAGUAGCCAACAAUGCCUCAAGUCCACCUGAAGAGGACACGGGAGGAACACGGGUGAAAAGAAAACGGAAGCCUUCAGAGAAGGGGUUGGAGUUACAGGCAGAGAAGGUCAGGAAGCCCUUGAAACCCUUGAAGUCUUCUGGUAGGUUGUCAAAAACAAAAAAUAAAUCUGUUGUUGAUCAGGAUUAUGGCAAUGGUGUAUAUGCGGAUGAUGGCUCUGAUGAUUACUAGUAGAUCAGAAUUGUCACAUAUUUGCCAUUUGAACUGGUGAAGGGAAAAAGAAAAAAUAAGAGAAUGAGAAAACCUGUAGCUGGAAAGCUUAGAGCUAUUUAUCAAUUUUUUUGGAGGGAUCUGCAAAUGACGUUAUUAUCUAUAGAUGCAUAUCUUCACCUAGUUAGAUGACUAAAUUCUGCACAGAGCAAGGAUAACUCUUGUUUUAGGUGAUAUUAGACACGGUCAGGGUAAAGAGUCAAUUGAAUAUCUUAAUCACAAGCAUACAUGGAGGUGGCUAUUUGUCUUGUCACAUGUUUGGUAUAGAUAACUUUUAACAACCAGUCUGGACAUUUAGUAACUUUAAAUAGGUCAUAUCCACUUCAUCCCAAGAUUAGCGUGAUGUGUGGAUUUUUUUAAGGUAUUUUGGAAAAAUAUUUUCUCUCGAAAAAGUCAAACAGAAAACAAGUUUUGGAAAAAAAUAAAAAAGGUGAUCAUAAUGUUGGGAACUCACAACUUUACAGCCCAAAUUUUACUUAAAAACUUACAUUUGGAAAUCUCUUGGAAAAAUGAUGCAUAUUUAAAUAUCAUGUAAAUAAUUGCUAUUUGAAUUUUCUUCAUCAUUACCUGAUACCAUAUUAAAUUUGACUCAUUUAUGCCUUUAAGCUGUGAACAUCGGAAUGAUAUGAAUAUAAGACUGGGUAAUGUGAAUGUGCACCUACAUUAUCCAGUUAUUUUCUUUGGGUGGGGCUUUUUUUCAGAAUAUUUUAGAUAAAAUUUGUCAUUGUGACAUCGUUGUAUGAUUCAUUGCCAAAAGGGUGUCUAUCCUGGUUAGGUUCUAUUUUGUUCUAAUAUUUUCUCAAGGUGGCAAAGAAUCAAAAGAAGAAUUAUUUUACCCCAAUUCAGGGGGAACUAGUUGUUACUCCUCUGGAUUUACAUGAAUGUAAGAUGUAGUAAUAUUUGAACAUUCAUGAAUACAUUGCUGAGCCCUGUUUGUUUUGAUCUCAUAUAUUAUUGGGUAUUACAAAAGGGGUCUUCUCUUUUUUAGGAAAUAAAACCUGAUGAUCAUGGAAAGGCCAGAAAGUACAGUAACUAUUCAUUUAAAAAGAUCUUAGUGAGGGUGGGGGUAGGGAAGAGGCAGUGUACUUACAAAUGGAUAGUAUUGAAAGAGAAUCUAACUUUGAUUGGUAACUCCUUGUUCUCAAAUUAGAUCUGACAAUUUGAAUAGUUGUGUUGUGUAAAACAUUGGUAAUUUGUGUACGUGUCAUGUUUUAUACGAAAAUUAAGUGUCACAAUUCAUGUUGACAUGUAAAAUACGAAAUAUAUAUAUUUUGUUUUUGUUAAACCCAUAUAUGGUUUUUGCUAAAAUUUUAAACGAUGUCAUCUUUUUAUAUUUUUUUGUAUCGUUUUCAUGUUGCAUCAUUGGACCGUGUUUCAAAUAGCCGGGUCUAUCUCAAAUAGUCUUCUAUUCUUAGAUAUUCUUUCUCUCGUAUAUGUAUAUACAACAUGAUGGUGUGGCACAGUCUUGAAAUUAAAUUACUUUGGUUGAAUUAUUGUGUCUUUGCUUUAGCAAAUGGGAAGGCUCAAGGUCUGCGAUUCUUCAGCCUUGGAGAGUAGAUGAGAUAGGUGAGGCACUGAUUUUUCAUCCUCGUAUACAAAAUACUAGUUUGAAAUGGUCUUGAUAUUCUAAUAAAUGACCAAUUCUUCAAACAUCUGUCUCUAACUUUUGGGCAUCUGUAAAACAUUGUUUGUAAAUUUUUUUAAAUAAGCUUUUAAGGGCAAUAUUUAUGGAAUUUAUCAAUUAAGGUGCUCAUGUAGAUGCGAUAGACAUCAGAAUCUGUUAUCAAUCUUGACUACACUCCCAUUUUUGAACGGGUAAGAAUUCUCUCCUGUACUGAAAAGAGUGAAAGUUCUACUACUUUUAUUACAACAUCAUAUGUGAAUUGUCAUUUUGAUUCGAAGUUCAUACCUGUUUUGCUCCUUUGCUGAUGUUGUUAAUGUUUUAGAAACUUGUUUAUCUUUAGGAAGAUGACUGGUUGAAUCUUGUAUAUGGUAAUUGAAUGCACUGUUCUCUUUAAGAUUUGCCUUGGAUGGAUUUAUUUACUUUAUUUUCAUUCUCAAGUUAGAUUGGUUCAUUCAUUCAGAUUGAAAAAUAAGAAAAAGAAGCAAAGUUAAAUUGAUUCAUAUGAUAGUGAUUAAGUUUUUGCAUUUUAGUCCUUUUAUUUCAUUUGAUAUAAAAAUAUUUUUUAAUAUUUUAAUAAUAAAUAAAAUUUAAAUGGGUAGAGUGGGUUGAGUCGAGGUCAGGUUCAUAUUUUAGUGGUGUUAACCAGGUUGAGCUUGAAUAGAUCGCUAGGAUAUAUCUGGUUGCAAUCAUUUUAUAUCGAAUAUAGUUUUAUUUUUACUAGGUGUUGUCUUCAAGGAAUUAAGAAACUGAAUGAAACCAUGAUGUUAUUUAGUUUUGUUAUGAUGUUGUUGAGUUAUUAUUGAAAGUUCUUAUUAAUUGUAAGAACCAAUUUAGAAGUUAUCUGAAGAAAUAUCUAGAAUAAAACUAUUUUAUUCUUCUAUAUUUUUCUUAUUACAAUUCUAGAAUUGCAUGAAAAUAUAUAGAUAAAGACGGAAUAUUCUUAGCCUUAAAACCCAAGAUUUUUAUGCAUUAAAAAUAGCUAAUAAAAAGAGUAAUUUACUUUCUACUCAUAAUAGGAAAAUAUU
Durio zibethinus is the source of this 4633-nucleotide messenger RNA. Its product is annotated as protein RBL-like. The record is from RefSeq and is a predicted model, not a curated record. Gene Ontology annotation, molecular function: protein binding. Gene Ontology annotation, cellular component: Set1C/COMPASS complex. NCBI's taxonomy places the organism in Eukaryota, Viridiplantae, Streptophyta, Magnoliopsida, Malvales, Malvaceae.